Molecule: messenger RNA, 3544 nt
Organism: Equus caballus (horse)
Lineage: Eukaryota; Metazoa; Chordata; Mammalia; Perissodactyla; Equidae
Source: RefSeq, a predicted model, not a curated record
CUGGCAGAGAAGCCAGCCAGGCCCGGGGGGUUGCACAGAAGAGGACACUGCUGAGCCCUGUUCUGCGGUACACCAAGCUGGGGCACUGUCAUGGAAUAAGCCAGGGGGAAAGGCUGGUGGCCAGUGACCUGGGGAGUAAGAAGGGAGUGGCUGGAGUUAAGAUGCCAGGCCCUGGCCAACUGGUUUGGACUAAGGGGUGUACAAAACCAGGAAGUGGUAUGCAGCUCAGAUGCCCCUGCCCCUGCCCACGGCCUCAGCCCUCCUCCUUCCCAGACUGCAGCAGCAGCAGCUCUGAGGAGAGCUGCCCUCCCAGCCAGACCCACUUCCUAAGCUUGGCCCAGAGCACUGCUGAAAUUCAGGGCAGCCCCAUGUGGCCCAGCCCCCUCCAAGAGGAGGGACCCCGGGCAGCCCGAGGGGAAGGGCUGGAGCACAGCGGAGUAGGAGGCAGCAGGACCCAGGACCUCAACUGCUCUCCCCUGCUCUGAGGCCAUCUGGGUCAAUCAAGGAGGGAUAAGGAAAUGAGCAGCUAGACUGGGUGUCAGGCCAAAGGGAGGGCAAUUCUCUCCGCCCCCCCAAGGUAACGCUGCUCUGCCAAGAAAACGUGGAGUCACCCUGGCGUGCCUGAGCCCAGCCCUGGGCGGAGCCAACCCUUUACAGGCACGGGGCUGUUCCCCGUUAACACACCCUCUGCCUCUUUCUCCCUAUACCUGCAGGUUCUGCUAAUGAGGGCCUGUCACCAGGCCCCAGGGCUGAGUCACUCGCACCAGGGACAGGUCUCUCUUCCUUCCCCAACAAUUGUUCCACAUGCCUGCCUUUCAAUUAACUCCCACCCUCCCUGGGCUCCUCCCUCCCAGACACACUGGGGGCUGGGGAGUCUGGCCUGCCCAGGGUGGUGGGCCUGUGGGGAAAAAGGAGGCCGCGUGGUGACACAUAAAGCAGGCUGCCCCCACAUGAGUCCCCAGAGGAAUCUUAAGCUCCCCAGUGCCCUGGGGUGUUGGCCCGGGCUGCCCAAUCCCUGCCUGCGGAUGCUGCAAUUACCUCAGCACGAAACCCAGCUUCCCACCUGACUGACUCAGCUGCAAACAACAACACAGCUCCACUGCCACACACAGGCACAAACAGCCAAGCCACUCAUCAGAGUCCCCAGCCGCGGCAGACAGCACAGCCCUGUGCUGCUCCGGACAUGGGUGCAGGGGCCAGGGAGGGAAGGUGAGCAGGGCCAUGAGGAACCCAGUGCCGGCCAAGGAGCACAGGCUGCCCCCGCCAGCUGAGAAGAUCCAUCUCUGACUCCACGGGAGCAGCCCUCACUCUGGCUCCACCUCAUCUCACCAUCCAAGAUGCUGGCCAGAGGCCUAUGCUGAGCAGAAACCUGGAGGCCCCUGCUCCGGGCCCAGUAGGGCCAUCUCUCCAAUUCCUGACAGUCACUGCUCCAGCAGGGAACCAAAUGGUCCGCGGCUGCUCUUGACCAGGCUUCGGAGGUACCAGGCUUGUCUGCUGGCUCCCCGGGGUCCCAUGGAGACCUGGCGGAAAGGCUCCUUCCGCAACGCCUCCUUCUUCAAGCGGCUGAGCCUGGGGCGGCCAGGACGACUCCGGCGACAGGGCAGUGUGCUUAGCCAGGCCAGCACAGCUGGCGGGGACCAUGAGGAGUACAGCAACCGAGAGGUCAUCCGGGAGCUGCAAGGGAGGCCAGAUGGCCGGCGCCUGCCACUGUGGGGGGAUGAGCAGCCCCGGGCCACCCUGCUGGCCCCUCCGAAGCCCCCGCGCCUCUACCGAGAGAGCUCCAGCUGCCCCAACAUCCUGGAGCCGACACCUGCAUACACUGCUGCCUACUCGGCUACCCUGCCCUCAGCGCUCUCCCUGGCGGGCACCCUCCACCACUGCUCCGAGGAGGACCUUCUGGACACUCCCCCCUUCCAGGGGACACGGGCUCCAGACCUUAAUGAUCCCUUCUUCUCCUUCAAAGUGGACCUGGGGAUUUCUCUUCUUGAAGAAGUUCUACAGAUGCUGAGGGAACAGUUUCCCAAUGAGCCCAGCUUCUGAAUGCGGCGAGGGUAGGCAGAGAAGGGCUGACUGGAAGACCCAGAGCCUGGGGACCCAGGGAAGGAGGGUACAGUCAUGGAUUAAGGAAAAGGUAGGGAGACGAAUCCAGGGCCCUGCCUGCCCUCUGGGACCUGAAGAAUCCUCCAGGUCACCCCAGAGUGCAGGGCAGAGGGUCAGAGGCAAGCUGGAAACGCUGUGAGGGUGGCGCUUGCUGGCAGGAACCCUGAAGGCAGCUGGCUAAGCUGGGGAGGGAGGCCACGCCUAAACUGCGGGGACCAGGCAGAGGUCAGCAGAGGGGGAGGGUGGCACAAGUGCCAGUCAAGGGGUGGAAGACACAGAGACCUGGCAGAUCAGACAGGUGCCCUGUGCCAGCCCCCUCUGAAGCCACUGUCAACAGAGAGAGGUUACAGGACAGGUCUAGGCAAAAGUGGUCCACCCCAGGCAGAAUAGGAAAGGGGGGAGACUUGAGGGGAGGAGGAUGCGACAGGCUUGACCUUGUCUGAUACGGUAGCCACUGGCUCCAUGUAGCUGUUGUAGUUGGAAUUAAUAUAAGUAAAAUUAAAAAUUUAGUUCCUCAGUUGCACUAGCUGCAUUUCAACUGCUCAACAGCCACACAUGACUAACGGCUACCACGGCUACCACACUGGACAGUGCAGGGUGAACAUUAACAUCGAUGGAGAAGGUUCUAUCGGACAGCGCUGGCCUAGACCAUGGCCUGGAGCCACCAGUGGCAUGGUGGGGAAGGGGAAGCACAUGGGCCUGCGAGGGGAGGGAGGGGCUGGCAGAGUCGGAAGAGCAGAGCACGGAGACAUACAGAGCCUAACUCAUGAGAAAGGCCAGAAGAAUCUCAGCAGAAACGGGGGCGUGAGAGACUUGAGCUGCCAACACAGCCGCCCGGAGCUCUCCCCAGUGCCCGAGGAAGGUGGCUCGAGGGCAUGCCAACCGAAGGCACAGACACACCUUGCAAAGGGGUGCUAUGGGGAAUCCCCAGAAUCAUCACUGAUGGGAGCCCUUGGGAAAUGCACCAAAAAUAGUGGUAGAUUUCCCCCCUUCCCACCCCCAUGAGAAGUGGCUUAGGGGAUGGACCCAAACUCGUGGCUGUUACCGUGAAGAGGCGUAGCUGGUCUGCCUCUUCCACAGAAGAGCUGUGGCCCACAGCUGGUCCACCAGGACUGGAGAGCUCUGCCUGCCUGGACCGUCUGAGGAUGGGGGCCUGCCACCCAGGGCCGAGCCCCCUGGGUCAAGGCCAUAGGCCACACUACUGCCCCACUCUGUGGCCUGACCAGAAGACUUGAAACCAGAGCCCAAGUUGGCUGGGCCAUUUGGUUCUGACAUGCCAGGCCUUUCCAAGCGUGGCAGAGGGGGAGAGGGGAGCUUCAAUGCACACGCUUCCACAACCCAGACCUUGUGGCCCCCUCUUCCCUCCUCUUGUGUGGAUGUGCCGAGCUGAAAGCCUCCCCUCUGGAUGCAGGAGAUAAUGAAUAAAGUUCUUUCUAACACAGCC